AUGUCUGAAAGUGAGAAAGUCCAGGCGGAAGCAUCUUCUCAAGCAACUAGUGAACGGUCUCCCGAAGCGAAGAAGCUCAAGGCAAUCCAUCGCCCGACUUCUGAGAGCAGCAGCUUCUGGGAGAAACACGACGGCGAAUUGACUACUAGCCUCAGGAAGUACUUUCACUCGGGAGAGCAUUCGAAUAUCAAGAUCUGUUCGACGGAAAGAGAGUUCAAGGUGCACAUAUUGGUGGUUUGCGGACAGUCUGAGUACUUCGCGCGGGCUUUUAACGGAAACGGGAACUGGGCUGAAAAAGAGGAAAAUGCCAUCUACCUCAAAGAGGACCACCCUCGUGCUGUGCUCGGGAUGAUCGCUUUCUUUUACGGCUUUAGGUGGCACUCUCCCACGUUCGACCGCGGCGAACUUUCCUACCAAGUAUUUUUGGUUAUGCUCUACCAGCUUGCAGACAAGUACGCCAUUCCACUAUUGAAGAAGCAAUCCAAAAAUUUCUUCGAAGAUGACAUUAAGAUCGCCUGGGAUGACCCCAAAUUUCUUCUUGCCAUUACUGAGGUAUAUCAACGCACGCUCAAGUCGGACCGCGCACUGCGAGACCCCGUGGUGAGGACAUGCCUUGAGCAUCUCGACAAUCUAAAACAAAAGGAAGAUUUUAGAAAGAUGCUUGAAGAAAUCGACGGCUUUGCAGCCGACCUUGUUUUACGAACUGGUCAACUCAAUAGUUCAAAAUGA
Messenger RNA from Penicillium riverlandense, 729 nucleotides. RefSeq names its product BTB/POZ protein. Bases 1 to 729 code for a protein of 242 amino acids. The transcript is spliced from 3 exons. NCBI's taxonomy places the organism in Eukaryota, Fungi, Ascomycota, Eurotiomycetes, Eurotiales, Aspergillaceae. The record is from RefSeq and is a predicted model, not a curated record. Gene Ontology annotation, molecular function: protein binding.